Mollisia scopiformis is the source of this 1404-nucleotide messenger RNA. RefSeq lists its product as uncharacterized. The record is from RefSeq and is a predicted model, not a curated record. The coding region runs from base 1 to 1404 and encodes 467 amino acids. The transcript has 3 exons. NCBI's taxonomy places the organism in Eukaryota, Fungi, Ascomycota, Leotiomycetes, Helotiales, Mollisiaceae.
AUGAGAUGCGGCACGAAUCAUCACGCCUUCACUUUCGACGACAGCGAUGUGGAUUCUGAGAUUCACUCAGGGCCACACUUCCAGAACCCUUCAUCGCAAGAAAUUCAAGAGACUUCAGCUAAUCCUAUCAUCGAGGAGGAUUUGCCACCAAAACUUACCUCUCCGUUCCAUAACUUCAAUGAUCCGAAAUGGAAAGUCUAUAGCAAAGAACAUUGGGACAUGCUGCCUGCAGGGAAGAUUUCGGACGAUGGCUCCAUAAGAACGGACGACGUCGUGAAACCCAAAUCUGUUACCAUCGAAUGGCCAAAGCGCAAACUUUUCCCAGCUUCCUUUACAAUGUUUGCUCAACUUCCUCCAGAAAUUCGUCGAAAGAUUUGGAAUGAUACACUGCCCGAGCCUCGAAUUCUCGUAUUGAAGCUUCGACAUGGGUCACCUACCUAUCUGCCUAUUUUCGACGAUAUAAUCGGCGAAUGGCCAUUUGCAGGAUUGCAACAUCUUUGGGCUUGUCGCGAAUCGUGGCAUGCCUUUACUGAGCGAUACCAUCAGAUUGAUACCUUCGACAAGUACCACUUGCAAUUCGAUGCUUCGUUCAUCCGUAAGACUGCCUGGAUUGAUGGACGGCGCGAUACUCUUGUCCUUGAUGCAAGUGUUCUCAUCAAGCGCUUUGACAUUGAUCUCUCAAGAAUCCAAAACUUAGCUAUCUCCAACGAAAAAGCCUUCCAUUGGUUCAAGACAUCGGUAUUUGCAUACAUUCGAAAACGUUGCCCUCUUCUCAAACGAUUUCAAAUCGUUCUUGGUCGACCAGACGAGCACAAUUGGCAAGUGUCUGCUGGUGACAGCCUCCGACUCGUUCGUGUCGAUGACGAUAUCAAGUACUGUGAGAUUGACAGCAAGGAGGAAUUGGAAGAUGACGUCCGAUUUUCACAGUACUACUCAGCUUUCGCCAGAGAAUCCGAGUUUCUCGAAUGUUUACGCACUGCAGAGGAAGUUCAUACUCGGUUCAAGAGUCAUUGUGCAGCCAACAAAGAGUGGAAGAACAUCGAGUUUCAAGUAUCACUUCUUGCAGUGGAAGAAGACAAUUGCAACAUGUGGUACGUGGAGAGUGUUGCUGUAAUGCCGAAACCUCAAAUCCUUAUCGAUGUUUCUUUCAGGGUGGAAAAGCCCAUCGUCCCGUGCCUUGACACUACUUUGGAAUUUCUCGGUAUGGAAGAUUGGGACUUCAAUGUCAAGUGUGAUCGUGGAGGUGCGAUUCACUGUCCGUAUGAUGGCAUCAAGGAAUUGUUCCAAACUGACGUUAACAAUGAUCCCAUCAGAGAUCUGACCAAAACGUCCAUAAAAGACUUCGGCAGAGAUGGCGAGGGGGAUUUUGGGGCCAUGUUUUCGGUACCAGAGGACCUAGAUUAA